Ornithodoros turicata is the source of this 1642-nucleotide messenger RNA. Its product is annotated as cytosolic non-specific dipeptidase-like. Lineage: Eukaryota; Metazoa; Arthropoda; Arachnida; Ixodida; Argasidae. The transcript has 14 exons. The record is from RefSeq and is a predicted model, not a curated record. Gene Ontology annotation, molecular function: peptidase activity; hydrolase activity, acting on carbon-nitrogen (but not peptide) bonds, in cyclic amides. Bases 120 to 1610 code for a protein of 496 amino acids. Gene Ontology annotation, biological process: proteolysis.
UUCGGCGUCAGAUAUCUUGGUUGUGUCCUUUGCUUGUAUCGUAUCCCACCGCUUUGUCCCGCAGUCUUCUCCAGUCUUCGAGGGCGUUCUAGGCUGAAAUCUCUCCUCAGUACAGGCGGAUGACUGCACGCUUUCUUGGAAGCGUUCUAAUCAAUCACGUCGACAUGCCUCCUUCGGAAGUGCCGGACGCUUUACGGAGGGUGUUCAGUGUCAUAGACAAGGAGCAGGAGCGUUUUGUGGCAACUCUUCGUGAAGCCGUAGCGAUUAAGAGUGUGUCGUUAUGGCCCGAAGCAAGGGAUGACAUAAUUGAUAUUAUGAGCUGGAUGAAAAAUAAACUGGAAGCAGAAGACGUCGUGUGUGAGCUCAAAGCCGUUGGUUCGCAAAGCCUCCCCGACGGCUCAGCUAUACCUCUACCGCCUGUUCUGAUUGGUUGUCUGGGGUCAGACCCCACGAAGAAGACUGUCCUGGUAUACGGUCAUCUCGAUGUUCAGCCAGCAUUCAAAGAGGACGGAUGGAACACAGAUCCUUUUGAGCUAGUGGAGAAAGAUGAAAAACUGUAUGGCAGAGGAUCGUCGGACGAUAAGGGCCCAGUUCUGGGAUGGCUAAACGUUGUUCAAGCUCACAGAGAGGCCGACGUUCCUCUACCCGUUAACCUAAAGUUUGUGAUCGAAGGCAUGGAGGAGUCCGGCUCAGAAGGACUAGAAGACCUUCUGCUGUCCAUGAAAAACACAGACUUCUUGAAAGAUGUAGACUAUGCCUGUGUUUCGGACAACAACUGGCUGGGACCUGAGAAACCCUGCCUCAUCUACGGUCUCAGAGGUCUUUGUUAUUUCGACGUUCAAGUCCAUAACACAGACAGGGAUCUGCAUUCUGGUGUUCCGAGUGGAGCGGUGCCCGAGGCUCUUGCAGACCUGCUGUACAUCCUCAACAACUUAACAGGCCCUUGUGGACAGAUACUUGUUCCUGGAAUCAUGGACAAUGUAGCCCCAGUCACGGACAAAGAGCGUGCACUUUACAAUGACCUCGACUUCGACAUGGAAGUCUUCAGACAGGAGCUUGGCUGCUCUAAGCUAGCUCACGGUGACAAGGGAGACCUACUCAUGGCAAUGUGGCGUUUCCCUUCUUUGUCAAUUCACGGUGUUGAGGGCGCCUUCGAUGGCUCUGGGGCCAAGGCUGUAAUCCCCGGUUGGGUAUCGGGAAAAUUCUCCAUCCGCACUGUUCCUAAUCAGGAACCCAAAAAGGUUGAGAAGGCGGUCAUGGACUAUCUGGAUACCCUCUGGAAGCAUCGCAAAAGUUUCAACGUCAUGAAGGCAUCUAUGAUAUCCUGCGGAAGGUACUGGGUAGGCGAUCCAUUCAGCAAACAUUUCCAGGCUGCAGCCGCUGCUACGAAGCUCGUGUACGGCGUGUAUCCUGACAUGAUACGUGAAGGCGGCAGUGUUCCCGUGACAGCUAUAAUUCAAGAAGUGACGGGCAAAGAAGUCAUAUGCAUACCUAUGGGAGCAUCCGACGAUGCCCCGCAUUCUGAAAGUGAAAAGUUGGAUCGCAGGAACUACAUUGAAGGGACGAAGCUCUUUGCGGCAUACUUGUACGAAAUCUCCCUGCUGGAAUAAAAUACGACAUGUCAUCAAGGGCAUUGGAUCAA